Messenger RNA from Funneliformis mosseae, 475 nucleotides. Lineage: Eukaryota; Fungi; Glomeromycota; Glomeromycetes; Glomerales; Glomeraceae. The record is from the annotation of a GenBank genome assembly.
AUGUCUGUCGCAACUAGCUCAGCUACAGGAAAUGAAAAAGUAUCUGCUAUUUGUCAAGAGAUUGCUCGACUCAACUUGAAUCUUAAUGAAGAGAGUUUUUCAACAACAGAGAGGGUUAAAUUACGCGCAUUUUUCAUCAAAAACUCGAAUAAUAUAAACUUUGUAUCAGAGGCUCUCGACACAAUUCCACCUGAUAAUUAUAAUGAGAGACUCGCGCUACUGAAAGAAUUGUCGUCUGACACUUCCAUAGAGGGCAUUACGCAUGAUUUUGAGCAAUUGAAAUUUUCAGAAGGUACUAGCGAUACAAUCAAAUCAUUUUCUGAUAUACUUUCGGGUAUUUUGAUAAUUACGGAAGAAAAUUCGAUUCAAAUAAAAAAAAAUUCAGAUCAAAUAAAAGAGCUGGUUCAAAUUGCGAGGAACCGCGAAGCUGUUUUAGGAGAAUAUGAGUUAGAAGGUACUGAUUCAGAUGCAAGGU